AGAGAACGGGAGUGGAGGGUAGAGAACGGGAGAGCGCGUUCCGCCAUGCCGACGUCGUGGGAGAAAGACAGCGGGAAAGAGAACGCCAGAGAGCUUGCGCAAGCUUCGACCCGCCGCAGCUCCGAUCGGCGGACGGCGGUUAAGCCAGCCGCACGUUCCGAGUUUUCGUGCCAGCAGUCGACUCGCAGCCUGGCUUUCCAACUGGCACGCCGGAGCAGUGCUUUUUCUCGUACUGUGGCCUCUCGUUCCCUCGUCUCGUUCCCUCCUCCUCCUCUUCUUCUUCUUCUUCUUCUUCUUCCCCGCGGUCUCUCCUUUCCCCUUUCGCAGACUCUUUUCAUCUUUCUUUCUUUCUCUCUCUCUCUCUCUCUCUCUCUCUCUGCUUAUCUUUUUGUCACUUUCUCUCUCCGCUCUUUAUCCCCGAGUCUCGAUUCUACUCUCCGCGACAUGACGCGUUGAUGAUCUACGCGCUGCUUUCAGCAGCGGCGGCAGUGCUCGUUGGGAACUGAAAACCACCACCACCACCACCGCCGCCGCCGGUGGUGGUCCACCACGAGAUUCAAUUCCGAGCAGCAUCCUCGAAGCAGCGUCCUUCAGACCUCUAUGUGCGUCAGUGCGCGGUUAAGAAUCGCGAGGGAAACUGUGCCAGGCGACGUUGUGGUCGAUACGCCAAGGACGAUGAUGAUGAUAUAAAUUCCUACGCAAAGAGACGUUCGUCCUGAUGAGAGAGAAGAUGAGAUACUCGAAGGGACCCGCGUGGACGAUAUCGCGUCGGUGAUUUCGAUCGGCAGCGAGAACUAUAGCUCUCCGAAGAUCGUCGGAGAAAUCGGAGUAAUCAGAGAGCAUGAGGGUGUUAUGGUAAAGGUAGUUCUCGACGGGAGAGGCAAAUGGAGAUAAGAGGAGAGAAAGCGGAGGUAUUUUGACAGCCUCGGCACUUGUCCCGGGAAUGCCUCGAAUGCCUGUGCCGGUACUCCUCGGUAGCUGGGGCUGGGGAUUUUUCGCCAUAUUCCUCCUGCUUCUGGCCACCCCCAGUCCCGCUGCCAUUCGCAGAGCGGACCGAGGCCACUGCAACAAGACAGUGGACAUUUACGAAGAUGUGUCGAGCCCGGCGGUGACCCCAGCGAAUUGGGGUAAGCCCCUCUCGUGCUGGUACCGUUUCCGUGCCUUUCGCGGAACACCCCGGGACUGGAUUCUGCGGGUGCGCUUCAAGAAGUUUAAGGUCGGAGUGCUGGAGAACGCCACCACCUGCAGUGGCGGUUAUCUGCAGAUCGUAGACGGCAACACGAAGACCGAGGUGAGCAAUCGCAAGGACCCGGGCGUCUACUGCGGCGAGUCCGAACAGCCGCAGACCUUCAUCAGUGAGACCAGCUUCGUGCGGGUGAUCUUCCACGCGGACAACUUCACCGAUCAGACGUACUUCAGUUUCGAUUCGCGCGCGGAGCCGCAAUUCGAAGUGUACCUCAGAUACGGCCAGCAUCCGGAGCUUUAUCCGAAUCGGCGCGGCGAGGUUGUGCCGGGCAGCUACUGCGAGCGUGUCUUCAAGGACUGCCGGCUGCAGACGUGUUACGUGCAGAGCCCGGCUUAUCCGGGCAUUUAUCCGCGCGCGUUGCACUGCAAGUAUCGUCUCAACACCCGGCUGCCCUUCAUCAAGCUCUACAUCGAGAACGAGGAGUUCAACAUUGACGGUCAACGAUGCGAGAACAUCAUGACGUGCCCGAUGCGGCCGAUCAGUUCUGGCUCGGAGCACUGCCCGUACGAUUACAUACGCGUGUACGACGGUAAGAACGAGAGCAGCCCGGUAAUCGGUACCUUCUGCGGCAUGGGCAAAUUUCCGUACAGUAUCAUUGGUACCAGCGAGGAUCUCUAUGUAGAAUUCGUAUCGUCGCCGGCCGGACCGUUGCUCAACACUGGCUUCCACUUCAACGUGGGCAACUGGCCCGGUCACGUGGAAACCGCGGGCGUGAAAAACGGCAGCUGUGACUGGUUGUUGAACAGCGAGUCUCUCGUGACUGGUAACGAGGGCAUCUUUCUGUCGGUCGCACACUGGUAUCCACCGCACACCAGCUGCACCUAUCUGCUACGUGGACGACCCGGCGAGAUCGCGCGCCUCUAUUUUCCCAGCUUUCGAGUGAACCGUAUCGAGUCGCCGAUCCAGCCUUACGACGGAGACUGCGGCGAGAGUCUGACGCUCUACGACUCCGAUUGGCCGGACGACGCACGGAUUAUCAAGACCUUUUGCGAUACUUUCAGCAAACCGAUGGAGAAGCACGAUUUCGUCUCGACGUCGAACGCUCUAUUCGUGCGAUUCGAAAGCAAAACCGGCAGUUACUCGGGCAGCUCGCUCUACUACUGGGCGCACUACGACUUUUUCAACGCGACGAGAUUCGGCGAGCCCACGCCCGGUACCGAGUGCGACGAAGUCUUUGCCUCGUGGAAGACGCGCUCGGGCCGUUUACGCUCGCCACUGAACACCUUGGUUUACAAACGACCGGGUGAUCCGCCCGCUGAUCUGUCCUGCACCUAUAGCUUCGUCACGGAUAAGCGGUUGUUUGCGCGCGUGAUCCUCGUGGUAGAGUCGAUCAAUUUCAAGGAGCACCCAUACGCUCAAUGCGGCCAUUGCUGGGACAGUCGGGUGGAUCGGGUGAUCAUCCGGGAGCCUAAUCCGGAUGGUGUCAAGCCCCACUGCCUCUGUCGAUCCAAUAACAACGGCACUCCGGCACCCACGGUUUCGCCGGCGGCGGGAUCGCGACCGCCCGUUCGCAGGAUCGUCUCUCGCGGUGAACGAUUGGAUUUGAAGUUGCUGGUGGAUGGUGCGCACGCGGCAUCGAGCUACUUCAAGUGGCCCGCACCGCUCUUCGAGGCGAGAUACGAGUUCGUGCACAGUCCUUUGUGCGGGCCGUCGCUUCUGCCACCUGCCACCGACGGCGAGAUUGAGUUUCCGCAUUACGAGGCACUGGGAUACGUCACGCCGCCCAGGUCCAUCAAGUGUAUUUGGGAAUUACGGGUGAACCGCGAGCGCGAUCUCUGGUUGCACUUCGACAAGAUCAAGUUCGCAUCGCGCUCCUGCGAGGAUGGCAAACUUGAGAUCUUCCUGCCAGGCAUGACUGAACCGUAUCUCGGUAUAUGCGGUGAGAACGUCAGCUACGUGAGGGAGAUGCCAAUCAUUUCGGCGGCGCUCAUAACACCACCGAUAGAACGUCAGGCUUCGGGCGACGUGAUCGAAGAAUCGCCCGCUGUGAUUAUACAGUUUACCGGCUCCAUGGCGCCGGCCCGGGCGGCCUUCAAGAUCGCCUGGACCGAGCUCUUUCAUCUACCGAGGGACGGAUCCGGGGCUCUCAACACCGGCAAAUUAGAGGACUGCGGCUUCCAGUGUCCGGGCGACGCGGGAUGCAUUCCCUUGAGAUUGGUGUGCAAUGGCGUGGUGAACUGUCCCAGUCGCAGCUUACCCCUGCCGAAUAUCCUGAAUGGCACCUUCUACGAACCAGACGACGAGUCGGUGGAGACGUGUGGUGGUCCCGUCAACGGUAACGGCGGCGGUUUCGUCGGACCCGCUGGCUGGGCUGGCGCCGGCUUGGGCGCUGGUCUUGCCAUUCUCUUGGGUUUGGCGUGCUUUAUCGCUAUGUGCAGGCUUUGCAGAAGACGAUCGCGCUCCAGGGACAUACACGUGCCCUAUUAGGAAACGCGAUCGUGCCUCUGCGGGUAUACACACGCACGAUCUCGGAGAACACAGAGGUUUAAGAGUCGAAUUCACAGCCGUUUCAUCGAGGAAAUUGACAUUCUUUUUUAUAUCCGUACGCAUGUUCGGAUACAUGCAUAGGUGUAUAAAAUAAGAAAUUAUUAUUUCUGGAAUGGAAUGGCUGUGAAUACGAUGAGAGAGAGAGAGAGAGAGAGAGAGAGAGAGAGAGAGAGAAAGAGAAAAAGAGAUACGUUUGCACGGCGUUCUAAUUUUUCAAACGUCGCUCAUUGUCAGAGAGACGUUAUUGAGCCGACUGCAUUAACGUCGCUCGACGUUGCUAAUUUCGAUUAAAUAAAUUUUUUUUCCGACUAUAUCACAAGGAUAAAAUAAUGCAGAGAGGAGUAGAGCGAAUCCCUAAGGCAAGCUUAUUUAAUCGGUCGAGACCGUUAAUGCACUCGCAUUUAAGACCUCUGUGUUGUUUGAGGAACGAUAGGAACGAUCGAGAAGCAUUCUCUUUCUCGAGACUCUUCGAGGUGAAACAAGUGUUUUUCCAUGCUACUCCAAACGAUAGAUCCGACGUUACAAGUAAUUCUCUCAACGUGAUGCUUCCGGGUCUAAUGCACGUCGAGUUUGCUCAUUAAUUGCGAGAGAGGAGUUGACUCCGGAUCUUUACUGUUCUAUCGCGAUGUUCGAGUAUUACACUACUGUCUGUCAACGCCGAUCGCCCACCCCACGUUCGUCACACUGUCGGUCUUCUAUUUACACUCUUUACGGAACACUAAUGGUCCAUACAUUAUCCUCCUCUUACAGCGACGAUCAAGUUCUAACCAAAGCUGUAUUUACCACUGCCGCGUUAUACACGUCGUAUUGUCAUCGCGUCUUCUCUACACACACUGCCAUAGACAUAGAAACUUCAUACAUAGCCCUCGUCUCGAUCGUUCUCAUAUGUCGUUCGCGAGAACUAUCGUAAAUUUGUGGCGAUCCGGUUAUUUUCGUCGCUGAUUGUACGAGCGACGAUAGCUUUCUUUCUAGCGAUAGCAAGACGUCUACGAGAUACCUAUAAGUAUAUACAAUAGCUUUGGCAACAUACAAAAGCAUUUUUGUAUUUUUUUUUAUCUCGCUCCUCUAAUCUCUAAUCACUUGUAGAAUCUUAUCGAGACGAUCAGCAUCGAAGUCCGACAAUAAUGAGUUCAAAACAUUGGAAGGAAAGAAUCGAUAGAUUAGAUUAAGUUAGAUUAAGUUUUAAACGACUAAUGUUGUUUUUCAAAAAUAUUAGGAUAAUUAAUAAUUAAAUAAUUCCAUAUUGUAUAUUCUAUAUUGUAUUUUAUAAUUAAUUAAUUGUCAUAUCGUAUCAUAUAUAUUUUAUAAUAAAUUUCUUUACACGGUUCAUUUGUCAAAGGACAGGGUAUUGCUAUCUCUAGAAAAUUGUGAGGGAAGAUAGCGUGGACCCUCAUUUCCUGUGUCGCUCGUACGGAUGCAAAUCAGCGAGCCGAUCGUCGUAGAUUCCGACUUCGGGAUAUAGUCUUUAGCGGUUGCUCAAAGUUGUCCUGCUUCGUGAACUCUCGAGAGAAACUCGUCGCGAGCAAGAUACAAUUAAAUUGACUUAAAAUACAGCGGGAAUGGCGGUAACGACGGAAAUCGAUAGUACAUCCGGAAAGUGUGGCUUCUGACGAGUCGUGACACGCCUUGUCGAUUUAACAUCUUGAGGUUCGGCGACAGUAUCGAAUAUAAUAAACAUAUAGAUAUAUAUACAUAUAUAUCGAAUCCGUUGUGAGGUAUAUAAUAUCGCUCUAGUGUCAACAUUGGAGAAAGAAAAAAAAAGUGAGAAAAAGGGGAGAAAUAGGAAGUGGGAAGAGCUACGAUUCGCCGAUUCGCAAGAUGUCCGGACUCUAUGACACCGAAUGAGCGUGCCUACUAAAAUAUGCAGCUAUUAUGAUGCAUGUGAUUGUCGACAGUGCAAACAAGUUUGUAUAUAAUAAGGCGGGAGUUAGAAGGAGGUUUGUAAAAACCGAUCGCUUUUUAGAAGUAAAAGUAAACCGGUACGCUAGGUGAAAGAGAGAGAAAUAAUUAAAUAAAAUUUAAUAAGCGAGAGUAAAGUAAGGCGUCGGCGAGAUCGUGCCGACUAUCGCAGAACCCGUUAAUCUGAUACUCGUUGGUUGGCCCUCAUCCAGGAGGGCUAUUAUAAUUAGAGCAAGAAAACAGACACGGAAACUUGGUUCGCCGCCUCCCCUCCUCCGGGGGUUGCCGCGCUCUAGGAAUGAUGUUUGUAUAUAAACAUUUAUGUAGGUUUAGCGACAAUCUCAAUAGCGGAUACGUACACCCACACGGAU
Solenopsis invicta (red fire ant) is the source of this 6003-nucleotide messenger RNA. Its product is annotated as cubilin. Lineage: Eukaryota; Metazoa; Arthropoda; Insecta; Hymenoptera; Formicidae. Gene Ontology annotation, cellular component: plasma membrane. The record is from RefSeq and is a predicted model, not a curated record. Bases 944 to 3673 code for a protein of 909 amino acids. The transcript has 4 exons.